AUGGCAAUUGGUGAGACUAUUCUUGGUGCUGUACUUCAAGUUGUCUUAGACAAGCUUGAUUCCCGACAAAUUAUAGACUUUUUCAAGUCUUUAAAACUUGAUCAGUCUCAUGUGAAUAAGCUGAAGCAUCUGAUGCUAGUUGCUGAAAAGCUGCUUGCUGAUGCUGAGCAGAAGCAGAUUAGUAACUCUGCAGUCAAGUCGUGGCUUAUCGAUCUUAAACAUUUGUUCUAUCGAGCUGAGGAGAUUGUGGAUGAGAUUGCUACAGAGGCUCUGCAUUCCUCUAUGAAUCUUAUUCCUGGACCCGAGUCAUUUAGGACCAAGAUACGAAACUCGAUCCCUGCUUUUAGCAACUCUUCUUCAUUUGUUAACAUCAUAAACUCGAAGAUUAAGGAGGUUGUCACUGAACUAGAACACAUGGUGAUGGUGAGUCAUUCCAGUGCCCUUGAUCUUAAAGAAGUUUCUGUGAGCAAGACAUCAGGAAGGGUUCCAACCAGCUAUUUGCUGGAAGAUACAGGGGUGUUUGGUAGGGAUCAAGAGAAGGAGUGGCUACUUCAGUUACUCCUUUCGAAAGAAGCAGAAGAAAACUUGAUCAGUGUUAUUGCCAUUGUGGGUAUUGGUGGCUUGGGCAAAACUACUCUUGCUAAGCUAGUGUAUAACGAUGAUAGAUUGGGAUCCUUUGAUUUGAAAGCUUGGGUCUAUGUCUCUGACCAGUUUGAUAUCUCGAGAGUGACAAAGUCAAUUCUUGAGUGCAUUACUUGCAAUUCAUAUUCUGGCUCACUUGACCUGAAUUUUCUCCAGCAUGAGUUGAGUGGAAAAUUGAGAAAGAAAAGAUUUCUUCUUGUUUUGGAUGAUGUUUGGAAUGAGAAAUAUGAAGAAUGGGAAUGCUUACGGGCUCCACUGAGUGUUGGAGCAUGCGGAAGCAAAGUUAUUGUCACAACGAGAAAUGAUGCUGUGGCAUCUAUCAUGCGAACAGAUCCAGUGAUCUAUCUGAAACCCCUGUCAAAUGAAGAUAGUUGGUCGCUAUUCUCAAAACAUGCAUUCGGGGUUGGAAAUUUGAGUUCUAAUCCACACACAGAAUUUCUUGGAAGAAAAAUUAUUUAA
This is a messenger RNA of Beta vulgaris subsp. vulgaris (sugar beet), 1101 nucleotides long. RefSeq names its product putative disease resistance RPP13-like protein 1. The record is from RefSeq and is a predicted model, not a curated record. NCBI's taxonomy places the organism in Eukaryota, Viridiplantae, Streptophyta, Magnoliopsida, Caryophyllales, Amaranthaceae. The transcript has 2 exons. Gene Ontology annotation, molecular function: ADP binding. The coding region runs from base 1 to 1101 and encodes 366 amino acids. Gene Ontology annotation, biological process: defense response to other organism.